This is a messenger RNA of Trifolium pratense (red clover), 1719 nucleotides long. Its product is annotated as probable receptor-like serine/threonine-protein kinase At5g57670. Gene Ontology annotation, molecular function: ATP binding; protein kinase activity. The coding region runs from base 418 to 1563 and encodes 381 amino acids. Gene Ontology annotation, biological process: protein phosphorylation. The record is from RefSeq and is a predicted model, not a curated record. The transcript has 7 exons. Lineage: Eukaryota; Viridiplantae; Streptophyta; Magnoliopsida; Fabales; Fabaceae.
GGCAACAUAUUAAAUAUGUUAUUAUAGUCUUUUACCUACAUACUAUGCCAAUUCAAACCCAUUUUAAAAGAGUUAAUUAUAGGGUCACCCCAUUCUAACCAUAGCCACGCCACUUUAAUUCAUUUUUCUGUUUUCUCUUCACACAUGUCUAAGUUUCAUUGCUAUAUGUAACAACUAAAAAAUCUUGUACAUUUUCAAGAGACAAAGCAUUUAAUCUCUCUCUCCCACCUAUACUCCUAGUAUAUACACAUAGACAUGGCUCUUCUUCAAACUACACCUUGAAACCAACAAAGUCGUGUGUUUGUCUCUAUGUUUGUUAGACACAAACACAAACACAGUGUUAUCUUCUUCAUUCUCCUCUGUUCUGUUAUGUUCUGUUUUGCAUGAAACAGAGUACUCUGUUUUAUAUUCUUUGUGAUGAGGUAUAUUCGGACAAAUAGCUUCAAGAGACUUUUCUCAUUCAAAAAACGUGGUUUAGGGGAACAAGAACUUAAUUCUAAAGGUGAAGAAAAAGAUAACAGCUUGAAGAUUCUUCCAUAUGAAGAAGAAUCUUGUGAAAGACCAACUUGGAAAUGUUUCUCAUAUGAAGAGUUGUUUGAUGCUACCAAUGGCUUUAUUUCAGAAAAUAUUGUUGGAAAAGGAGGGUAUGCAGAAGUUUACAAAGGAAUGUUGAAAAAUGGUGAAGAAAUUGCUGUGAAGAGAUUAACAAGAACUUCAAAAGAUGAAAGAAAAGAGAAAGAGUUUUUGACAGAGAUUGGUACAAUUGGACAUGUUCGUCAUUCCAAUGUAUUGUCUCUUCUAGGAUGUUGUAUUGACAAUGGACUUUACUUUGUUUUUGAACUAUCCACAACUGGUUCUGUUUCAUCUAUUCUUCAUGAUGAAAAGUUGGAUCCUUUAGAUUGGAAAACAAGACAUAAAAUAGUUCUUGGGACAGCGCGUGGACUUCACUACUUGCACAAAGGUUGUAAGAGGAGAAUAAUCCAUAGAGAUAUCAAGGCAUCAAACAUUUUAUUGACAAAAGAUUUUGAACCACAGAUAUCUGAUUUUGGACUAGCUAAAUGGCUUCCAUCUCAAUGGACUCAUCAUUCAAUUGCUCCAAUAGAAGGGACAUUUGGACAUUUGGCACCAGAAUACUACUUGCAUGGAGUGGUGGAUGAGAAAACAGAUGUUUUUGCCUUUGGUGUUUUCUUGCUAGAAGUCAUUUCUGGUAGGAAACCUGUUGAUGGGUCUCACCAAAGCUUACAUAGCUGGGCUAAACCAAUUUUGAACAAGGGUGAGAUAGAAGAGCUGGUAGAUGCAAGGCUUGAAGGAGCUUAUGAUGUAACACAGUUAAUGAGAUUUGCAUUUGCUGCCUCACUUUGUAUUAGGGCAUCUUCCACUUGGCGACCUACCAUGACUGAGAUAUUGGAAAUAAUGGAGGAGGGAGAGAUAGAUAAAGAGAAGUGGAAAAUGCCAGAGGAAGAAGAAGAACAAGAGGAAGAAUUUUGGGGUUUUGAGGAUCUAGAAUAUGAAUAUGACACUUCCUUUUCAAUGUCUUUAAUUGAUUCAAUUGAAAGUAAUUAGAAUUAGUACUUAGUAGGUAGUUUAUUUCAGUUACAUAAAUAUGUAUAUACAUGUAUGUCUUAAUUUUAUAUACAUAAAAAUAAAAAUUGAGGGUUCUGUUGUGAUACAGUUUUCCUCCUAUCUAAUCAAUCUCUAUAAUAAAGUUUUCUUAUUGUU